Messenger RNA from Zootoca vivipara (common lizard), 4994 nucleotides. It is a transcript of the gene GABPB2, whose product is annotated as GA binding protein transcription factor subunit beta 2. Gene Ontology annotation, cellular component: nucleus. Lineage: Eukaryota; Metazoa; Chordata; Lepidosauria; Squamata; Lacertidae. The record is from RefSeq and is a predicted model, not a curated record. Gene Ontology annotation, molecular function: transcription cis-regulatory region binding; protein binding. Gene Ontology annotation, biological process: positive regulation of transcription by RNA polymerase II.
UCAUCUUGUUUGCUUUGGCCCAGUUGUCUAAUCUGUUAAGGUAAUUUUGAAGUGUGAUCCUGUCCUCUGGGGUAUUACUCAGCCCUCCCAAUUUGGUGUCAUCUGCAAACUUGCUCAGAUGGAGUCCAAGGGCAUUGGGAAGCAUGCAGGUUUCUCACUCCUUGCUGUAAAGAAUUGGCCUUGCUGUAUUGUGAACCAAUGCUUAAGGUCUUAUCUGUUGCACUGUCUUCCUGGCAGGUGGUUAUAGGAGGGGCUGGAGCAUUUAAUGAUUGCCAUGCCCUUUAAAAUGCUAAAUUAUAGCCUCGGGGAGUUUGAUGUCCUCUCCUUGAAUCCUACCGUAUCCUCUGCUCUCUCUCGCACCCCAUGUCAAACUCCAGAUUUUUGAAACCAUCUGUUCCCAUGUAUCAAGAUGUCCCUGGUGGACCUGGGGAAGAGGCUGCUGGAAGCGGCUCGCAAAGGCCAAGAUGACGAAGUCAGGACCUUGAUGGCAAACGUUGGGAACAUCCCCUCUUCACCUGGCAGCUCAGCAUGGCCACUAUUCCACGGCGGAAGUCCUGCUCCGAGCGGGAGUGAGCAGAGACGCACGGACCAAGGUGGACAGGACCCCGCUGCACAUGGCGGCCGCUGACGGGCACUCGCACAUCGUGGAGCUCCUCAUCAGGAACGGUGCCGACGUGAACGCCAAGGACAUGCUGAAGAUGACGGCGUUGCACUGGGCAACGGAGCAUAACCACCGCGACGUUGUUGAGCUGCUCGUCAGGUACGGGGCCAACGUGCACGCCUUCAGCAAGUUUGACAAGUCUGCCUUUGACAUCGCGCUGGACAAGAACAACCCAGAGACCUUGUUGAUACUGCAGGAGGCAAUGCAAAACCAGGUCAACACCAACCCCGAGAGAGUGAACCCGGUCCCAGGCUCCGUCACCGUGGGCCAGCCGUUUAUUUUGGCCUCAGGGGACAUGAUGAGUCUCGCCAGCAUCGUCUCCUCAGCAGGCACCAAAACAACCUCAGGCGAUUCCCACAUUUCCACAGUGCAGUUUCCAAACUCAACAACCUCAGUCCUCGCCACGCUGGCAGCCAUCGCAGAAGCCUCUGGCCCACUUUCCAACUCAAACAGAGCCCCCGCGUCUGAGGAAACAGUGGACUCCAGCUCUGCCAAUUCCCCCCUCCAGCACGUGGUCAGUGGCGGGGGCCGGCGGAUUAUCACGAUCAUGACUGACGGCGUCCAUCUGGGCAACCUCCAGGCGGCCCUUCCCAGUGGGGCCCUCGGCCAGCCCUUCAUUGUGACGAUGCAGAAUGGGCAGCAAGUCCUCACAGUGCCUGCUGGUCAGGUCGCAGAAGAAACCAUCAUCGAGGAGCAAAGUGACAGCGAUCACCACAUAGCAGAGGAGGAGGAGGAGGAAGAGCCCCCUGCCAAGAAGAUCAAGGUGGAGGAAGUUGCAGAUGACCUGGAAGAAAGCAAGGACAGCCGCGAGAGGGAGAUUUUGCAGCAGCAGCUGCAGGAAGCCAACCGCCGUGCUCAGGAGUACCGCAGCCGGCUGAUGAAGAAGGAGCUGGAGGCCGAGGGGUACCGGCAGAAGCUGGAAGCCAUGGACAGGCAGCAGGCCAACGGGACAGAAGAGGUGGUGGAGGACGAUGGCGAAGGCCAGGUGGUCAGCUCUGCCGCCGUGUCAGAGGAGGAAGCCGUCAGCUCCACGGUGGACCUGGAACUCCCGACCGACGUCGCAGUGGAGACGGUCAGCACCUCGUAACCCGUCAGGUCUCCCUUUCGCUUACUUUCUUAAAAUAGGAAAAUCAACAGGAUUAAAACUUGCCUGGGAAAGGGUAGAGCAGAGAGAAGGAAGCCACACCCCUCCCUCCAAAAAAAACUCUGGACAAAAGUCCUUUUGUGGGAGACAGUUCCCAGGGGGGACGGGACAGACAACCCCUGCCUCUCCUGUCGGUUGUCCUCGUUCCCCCCCCCCUUUCAGAACAGGGCUUUAAGCACACACAGCCAUAAAAUAAAUGCCUUUUUUAUAAUCUCCCUAGCCGUUCAGAGAGAGAUAUUUUUGUUACUGUCGCCCAGAAGCCCUUUUUAUAAGCCGCCAGCAAGUGACCUAAAGCACCAAACCAAACCUGACCCUUUUUACAAGGGUGAGGCAGCCUUACUGUCAUGGUGCCAGCCCUCUCUAGCAUGGAGUGGGAAUGCUGAUGUGUGCAGCCCAGUUUCUUGGGGGGCCGGAGGCAGAAAACAGGAGCAGAUCCACAGGACGUCCCGCCCCCCUGCCAAAGGGCCCCAGUUGCUGAAGGACCCUGCGUGCAAAUUGACAGGAGGCAGCCACUGUUCUGUUUCCUGAGGCCUUGACAACCGUGGGUGUGACGAAGGCAGGCUCGCCUUUUAGAAACACGGGCAGCGGCUUUUGUCAAAAGUAUUGCCCUGGGUGCCAAGUCUCUGAUUUGCCCUCUCUGUACCUCCUGGGGGACGAGGGGGAGGGAUAUUAGCCUUGGGAGAGGUGCCCUUGAAUUCCAGUCGUGCCUCUCACUUAUCUGGCUGGAGGGGCCUGUGUGUGUGUGUGUGAGAGAGAGAGAGAGAGACUGUACAAACUAGCCUUAUUAGAUUACAAAAUGUAGAAAUCCACGCCCGUUGCUCCACCCACUAUCUUCUCUGGCCCUGCACACCUCUGCCAGGCGGCCCCCAGAAGAUGAGGAUGCGGCCCCUGGGCUGCAGAAGCUUCCCUGGCCCCCGGCAUAAGCCUGCCUGCCUGUGCCUUGUGAGAUUUGCGGAUAUACCUCUGGCUCAGGGAUGGGGGGAUGUCUGCAGCCCUUCUGGAUGCUCCUAGGCCACAAGCUGCACCCUCCUGUCCUUGUCCCCCAUCCUAUUCUGACCGGGGUUGGUGGGACUUGGAGUCAACCUGUGGAAGGCUGCAGAUGCCGUUUCUCCCCUUGCUGCCCCUCCAGGCUUGCUCUUUGGUCUAUGCAGGCCUUUGAGAUAUUCAGCUUUCAGAAGGACCCCAAAGACUCCCGCCCUUGUUUGUCUCCCUUCCCCCUUGUGCCCCCAGCCAUUAGUUCCACCCAGAAUAUAACAUGUACCGUAUUUUUCCGUCUAGAAGACGUCCCCAUGUAUAAGACGCCCCCUAUUUUGGGGGACUCAAAUUUAAGAAAUGGGGAGAGAUGGCCCCGUGUAUGAGACGCCCCCAAUUUUUUGACAUUAUUUGUAAAGGAAAAAAACUAGUCUUAUACACGGGAAAAUACGAUAACUCUUAACAACUAGGCCAAUAUUUUAAAGGAAAGGAAAGAGCCACCCCAUUGACCCUCCUCUCGCAAACCUAGCAGGUGUGGGGCUUCCGGGUCUGUUCCCUUUGGACUGCAAAGCCACUGUGCGGCUAAAGCAGGCUUAAUUUCAAAAGGUGCAUUUAUUUAUAUUUGCCAUAGCUCUCUAUAUUUUUAAAAUAUAUAUAUAUGUCUGUAUGUAUAUAACUGGUCGCAGUCCAGUUUCCAGGGUUUUUUUCAUGCCUGUGAGGACUAGAACCACGUUUUUUUAAAAAGAAAACAACCCCAAAAACUGUAUUCAGGUUGACAUCCAUCUAUCUGCUCUGCUGUCUGUUGCACUUGAUGCCUUAGGGACCGGAUGGAAAAGCUCCCAUUGCUAUCCCUGACAGUUGGCCACACAGGAUUCUGGGAGUUGAAGCCCAGCAUUGUAGGGGGGGACCUAGCUUGCCCCCCCUGCUAUUAUAAAAUAAAAGUGGGAACUGUAGGGGAACCAGUUAGCCUCUGAUAACAGCCCUUGAUGUCGCUCGCAUCUCCCUGGUUUUGGGGUGUGUGUGUGUGUGUCCAAGGGUGGGUUGAAAGGGAACCAGCAACUGCACACCUGUAGGAACAUAAGAAGAACUCUGCAGGAUCAGGCCGGUGGGAGCCCACCUGGCCCAGCACCCUGCUCUCACAGUGGCCAAAUGCCCCAAGGAACCUAAGGACCUAGGUAGACUGUCUCUGGGUCUGGAGGUUCCAUAAGAACGUACAGAGAGCCCAGCUGUGCAGGAUCAGGCCAAAGGCGACCCAUCCCGUCCAGCACCCUGUUCUCACUGUGGCCAGGUGCCCCAACGUGAAGCCUGCAAGCGGGACGUGAGCAUGGCAUCAACAACAAACUCCCUGCUUGUGAUCCUUGCGGGGCUUUCGUUACUUCAAAAGGACAAUGGGCGAGGCUGAUUGUCAGCUUCAGCAGCUGAAGUGCCUCAUUACCCAGAACAGAGGUUGCCAACGGGGACGGGUUUUUGCUGGGCUGCAGCUCUCAGCAUCCCUGACGGUUGGCUGUGCUGACGGGGGAUGAUGGGAGUCCCAACACCCUCUGCAGGAGCACCUGAGCAGCUGCUCAGACUUUAGAAUUUGAAGAAGCGAGGGGUCCAUGGCAGAGCAUCAGAGCAGCUGCCUUGCGUGCAGAAGGUCCCAGGCUCCAGCCCCUGAGGCACCCCCAGCAAGGGCUGGAAAGACCUACCUGAAAGCCCAGAGAGCUGCUGCCGGUCAGUGCAGACAGUGCUGACGUUUGCGGCCCAAUGAUCUGCAUAAGUCAGCUUUCCACAUUCCUAAGAUUUUCAGGGAUAGCUUAUGAAAGCAAAUGUCGGGGAUAUCAGCAACUGAGAAUCGAUGAUUUUGGUGGGGCAGGUUAAACACACUUUUUUGCAGGGUUGUUGUUAAACCUGUUUAGGUUACAUUUCUAAGAGUUCUCCACUGAGCUAGAGAUGUCCGGAUGUGCUGUUGAAUCCCUGGGGCAAGCUGUGGGCUUCUCCAUUCCUCCCAAGAGAGGGAGGAAAAUCAGGUGUGCAAAGGAUCACAGACACACAACCCCCCCCCCCCCAAGAAAUGGAGACUCCCUCUCACAACACCUGCCACUAGGGCGAGAUUUAUACCCUGCAUUUAAAAUACUGCAAUAUCACUUUAAGCAGCCAUAGCUUCCUCUGACAAAUCCUGGGAGCUGUGGUUCGUUGUGGGUGCUGAGGGUUGUUAGGAGACACCCCCCCCCCAAA